Molecule: messenger RNA, 314 nt
Organism: Spodoptera littoralis (African cotton leafworm)
Lineage: Eukaryota; Metazoa; Arthropoda; Insecta; Lepidoptera; Noctuidae
Source: the annotation of a GenBank genome assembly
GGCAUGAAUGAGCCGGCUCGACCGGAGCAAUACCACUGCUUUACAGAAAAUCGACGUAAAUCAACGCUUACGUUGUGUUUCGUCGUGUGAGUGAGGUUACCGGAACACUUAUUAUCUCCCCAAUCCCCGAAUCUUCCACAAUCCUCAAAUCCCGAAUUCCCAAAAGGCUGGUAACGCACUUGUAACGCCCCUUGUGUUUCAGGUGUCCAUGGGCGGCGCCGAUUGCUUACCAUCAGGUGAUCCGUCUGCUCGUUUACCACAUUACGAGUAAUUACGACAUAAAAAAUAAUAAUUUAAAUAUCGAACUGAAACAA